AUGGAGAUAACACCUGGUAUUGAAAGUAUGGCUAAUAAUGCUGCUCCUUAUGUAGGAAUGUCGACAACAGUGUCUUUCAAUGGUAAGUCAGGGAAUAUUUCGAGUGGUGGAGCAGAGCUUCUUUUCAACAAUAAAAAGAAGUUUGAUGUCAUGUUACCUAGCAGUGACAAACCAUGGACAAUAAAAAAUCUUUUGAAGUGGAUAAAAGACAAUUUAUUGGAAGAACGACCAGAACUUUUUAUUCAAAAAGAUUCUGUGAGACCUGGUAUCUUGGUGCUUGUAAAUGAUGCAGAUUGGGAACUGUUGGGUGCAUUAGAAUAUGAAGUGCAGCCAAAUGAUAGAAUAAUGUUUAUUUCAACUUUGCAUGGAGGAUGAAAAACAUUGAUAUCAUAUACCUGUAAAAAGAAAUGCUUUUAAUAGUGUUUAUAAAUAAAUAAAUAAAUAUAUAUAUAUAUUUGCUGUUUGUAGAGAAAGAAGACUUUUGUUUGUAAAGUAUAUCAUUUAGUGGUGGAGUGAAAAACUGAGGGGCGGGGACAUUCUUACCAGAACAUUGAGUCUUUUGAUAUACUGUCUUUGUAAUCUGAAUUGUUUAAGUUUAGGGG
This is a messenger RNA of Limulus polyphemus (Atlantic horseshoe crab), 602 nucleotides long. It is a transcript of the gene Urm1, whose product is annotated as ubiquitin-related modifier 1-like. Gene Ontology annotation, molecular function: protein tag activity. Lineage: Eukaryota; Metazoa; Arthropoda; Merostomata; Xiphosura; Limulidae. Gene Ontology annotation, cellular component: nucleus; cytoplasm. The transcript has 5 exons. The coding region runs from base 1 to 375 and encodes 124 amino acids. Gene Ontology annotation, biological process: protein urmylation; tRNA thio-modification. The record is from RefSeq and is a predicted model, not a curated record.